Messenger RNA from Hansenula ciferrii, 2154 nucleotides. It is a transcript of the gene DSL1, whose product is annotated as Dsl1p. Lineage: Eukaryota; Fungi; Ascomycota; Saccharomycetes; Phaffomycetales; Wickerhamomycetaceae. The coding region runs from base 1 to 2154 and encodes 717 amino acids. The transcript has a single exon. The record is from RefSeq and is a predicted model, not a curated record.
AUGAAUGGGGAUAGUGAUAUUGAUGCUCAAUUAGAGUCACUCAAUGAAAAAAUUCAUCAACUUGUGGAUCCUGAAGUUUUGAAUUCACAACUCAAUGGAUCGAAAACAUUAGAUUUCAAUACUAUAUCAAAGUUACAACAAAGGGAUUAUGAAAUUACUCAAGAACUACAGCAGCUAAGAGAAUUUUGGAUUGUAUCUACAUUAUUGAAAGAAACUGAAGUUAAUUUGGAUUUAUUCGAAUUUGAAAAUGUAUUAUACUCUUUAAAAAAUUUCGAAAAAAAGAUCAAAUCAGAUUCAUUUGAUACAAAAUUGAUCAUUUUGGAAAAACUUCAAGCUGAACAUGAUAGGUUAUAUAACUUAACAAUAGAAAAUAUUGGGACUUCAUGGUCUAAACUGAUCGAAGUUCAAGAAAGCUCUGUGACUUUUAAUGCUGAAGUGGAUAUCAAUGGUAAUACUGUGCUUUAUGAGAGCGUAUCUGAUGUUAUCAAAUCUAAUGAUUUACAAUUAAAAGUUCCAAACUCAAAUAUAAUACAUCUAGUUGAUCAAAAGCUGCUGACACCCUUAACCAAAGGCUCUUCAUUGGAGCUCACUGAUAAUAAAAUCAUUAUUAAUCCCAUCGCUGAAAAUAUAGAAGAUCAAAUCAAGUCUAUUAGCAAUCUUGCAAAUUUCAUAAGUUUCAUUCCGGAAGACCAACAAAUAACAAAUUAUAUAUCACCUAGAUUAUUUGAAUGGUUGAAAGAAGUCAUCACAAAUAACAUUGACUUGAUAUAUUCUAAUAAGCAACUUCAACAAGAAUUUUUAAAAUUGGGUCAAUUUUUAUCAGAAAGAUCAUUUAAAAGAAAUGAUUUACAAAAUUGGAUAAACAAUGAAUUAAAUGAAAUUGCAGUUGAAAAAUAUGUUGAUCAACAUAUUGAGAAAAUUAGAGAGCUGGUACGAAAUCUAGAUAAAUCCGUUUUGCAAAAUCUUGUUGUUAGAGAGUUGACAGCGUCACCGCAUGAACUUGAACAGAAACCAAAUAUUACGCAUCAAGAUCCUGUCAAGAAAUCAGCACCUGAACCAAAAAUAACCGAAGAUAUAAAUGAUGAUGAAGAAGAUGGAUGGGGCUGGGAUGAUGAAGAAAUUGAAUUUGAUGAACCAUUAAAAGAAUCAACUGACCUUAAAGCUGAAACUGAAACUGAAACCAAAGAUGAUGAUUUCAAUGAUGAUUGGGAUUGGAAUGAUGAUGAAGAAACUGAAGAAGUUCAAGAAAAACUUAAACCAAAACCAAAACCAAAAAGUAAAUUGGUCUCAAAAUUAUCCAAAAAGAAUCAAAUACAUAGUAAUGAAUCAUCCAGACAAUCAACACCUGGUCCUUCAACCCCCGGUCCUGUUUCAACCUAUAAGACCACUACGUUACCAGAUAAAUUACACGCUAUCAUUGAAUCUUAUUUAUCAACUAAAUCCAAACUACCAUCACAAUAUCAUGACUUGCAUUUCUCAAAAUUAAAUUAUUUAAUAACUGCAUAUUACAUUUUAGUUCCUCAAGAAUUUCAAAAUAAUUCAUCAUUGAAAUUAUUAUUAUACAAUGAUUUAGAAUAUUUAUCACAAUUGAAUAAAAUCCCAAGAUUAUUUGAAUUGAAAGAACAAUAUUUAUACAACUUCAUCAAAACAUUGAAAAAUGAUAUUGAUGAACAUUUUGCACAUCUAAACGGAUUAGAUCCUGGAAUUUCAGCAUCCAAGACAUAUAAAAUCAUUGAUGAUAUUCAACUUGUAAUCACUAUGGGCCUAAGAUCAUUAGACAUAUUACCAAUAAUCAAGUCAACAGAAAUUAUAAUUAAAUUAGCCAAUGAUUUAUACCAGAAAGUUAUUUCAUCUGUUUAUGAUAAAGGUGAUAUUGGCGAAGAUGAAAGUGAAUAUUUGAAUGUGAUUAUUCAAAAGUUUUUGACGUUGAAGUUUAAUGUUGAUUAUUCCAAGAUUCCAAAUCAUUCCAAGUUAGGCCAUGUUGGAUUCAUUGUCAAUUCACAUUUGAAAGAUAUUUUGGAUUCUUUCUACGAUGCAGAAUUCUUUGAUUUAUCAACUCUUGAACUGAUUGCUUUGAUUGAUAAAUUAUUUGCCGACAGUGAUUUGAAGAGAAAAACUAUCGAUGAAAUUAGAGCAGUAAGAGAAGCUGAAUAA